AUGCAUCUGAAGAAAAAGAAAACACACGCAUUACUCACCUCGAUUCCCCAUCCCUUUCUCUCACAACCCAUCGGGAACCGCUCCCGCCAUUCCCUCUUCCCCGCCGCCGUCUACUCCGGCCACCAUGCCGCCCCCCGCUCGCCCUAUCCCCGCUCACUUCCCCCGCCGACGGAGCCCUCCCGUGUCCUCAAUCACGCAGCCCCGCAAACACUAGCCGCUCCUCUGCCGGCGCUGGCGCCGGCGCAUGAGGACGGGGCCGACCGCAGUACGGACUUCUGGUCGCAUCCCGAGCUGUUCCAAACUCUAGCUCCGGAAGACGACCAUGCGGCAACCUCGCGCCGUGCGUCGAUUCGCCAUCCGUCGGAGCCGCUGCUCGUCCACGGGAACCACCAAGGUCGCCGCCGCCGGGCGAGCUCCGGCACCGCUGCCUCGCCGGCGUAUUGGAGGGAUCACCCAGGGCCAUGGACGCGGCCCUUCCGCGACCUGCAAGACCUCGGCCCCAAGCCCCACCUCCACGCUGCCGUCCUGGAGCACAUCUUGCCACCCCAAAGGUGUGGCUGGCAAGAAUGCAAACCAGCCUGUGCAUUUACCGCGGCGGCGUGCGAUGGCAGCGGCGGACCUCGUGAGGAUGUCACCCAUAUUGAUUCUUCUGGUGUUUUGAGGACGCAUGCUGUGUAUAUCUUCCCCCUGAGGAGGUAUGUAUACUUUAUUUCGCCUGGAGAAAGAGCACCUACCCGGGCUGCACCUGUGAUGGUGGCCUCGUGGUCCUACGAGUGCAGGAUCUGCCUGGACGAGUUCAAGAACGCCGGCAGGUCGGGCUGAGUGAACCUGCCCUGCCUGCACGCUGUUGCUGUCCGCAACGGGGCACUGUUGAUGUCGGUGGAGAGGAUACCACAAUCUUCGUCCCUCGCUGCUGGGCGUCCAGGAUGCAUCAGCAUCAAGUAACGGUAAUCUCUCUUUCCCAACCCUGGUGGAUCAGUAUGUAUGGCGUUGCUGCACAUGGUGAUAUGCUUUGCGCUUUAUGUAUGCUCUUGCCAAUUGCGAGGUGUACAUAUGCAGCUUGCAUGUUGUGUUGUAUUUUACCGUCCCACCCUGGGCUCGGAAGGGAUUGUGGAAACUUUGAUGAUGUGCUUUGCCUUGAUGGUUGUUUGUUGUCCGGUGUUGCGUAAAUUCUGGUUGAUUGUAUGUCACAAUGUCACAUGUGU
Molecule: messenger RNA, 1205 nt
Organism: Lolium perenne
Lineage: Eukaryota; Viridiplantae; Streptophyta; Magnoliopsida; Poales; Poaceae
Source: RefSeq, a predicted model, not a curated record